Toxotes jaculatrix (banded archerfish) is the source of this 2513-nucleotide messenger RNA. RefSeq lists its product as uncharacterized. Gene Ontology annotation, molecular function: protein binding. The record is from RefSeq and is a predicted model, not a curated record. The coding region runs from base 129 to 1067 and encodes 312 amino acids. The transcript has 5 exons. Lineage: Eukaryota; Metazoa; Chordata; Actinopteri; Toxotidae.
GAGAUAAUAGGUUGCAUAUUGCAGAGAAUCUGCAUAAUCAGCACGAUUUGGGAUUGAAUAAACUGUUGGAUGGAACAGGAGAGAAAAAAUAAAUCACACCUUCCAGGAAAAAACACAGAUUCUACUGCAUGUUUGCCUAUGAGACGCAGAUUUUACAGAGACUGGCUGUUCUGGUGGUGUGCCAUGGCUUGGCAAUGGGUCAGACCACCUCACAGCACUUCCUGGUGCAGCGAUCCAUGUCCUGGUCCAAAGCCCGGGAGUUCUGUAAGAGGCACUAUGUGGACCUCGCUGUCCUAAACACAGAAGAGCAAUAUUUCACUCUCCUCAAUGCCACCAUUACAAACAAAGUCAGCUUUUGGCUUGGUCUGCAGCGCCAGAGCAUCUUCAGUGGCUGGAGCUGGGUGAAUGGGGAAGAGCUGAGCUACAAACUCUGGUACAGGAGAAAUUAUGAAGGCCGCUGCGCAAGUUUGGAGGCCAUGUUGGAGGGAGACAAGAAGUUGCUGGCUCGCUAUUGUGAUGAGCAGCAUAUGUUUGCCUGUCAAGGUCCAGUUUCCCCACAACAAGUUAUGGUGGACUCAGUGGGCGCUGAUCAGUUAAAUCUCAGCUGGAACCUGUCUGCCUUUAUGCAAAUGACACCACACAGUUAUAACGUGACAACAUGCACAAGCACAUGUGACACGCACUUUUACUCCUCCACCAAUGGCUCCACCUUCAUGAACAUCAGCAUCUCCAACUUAACUUCAACCACUAAGUACUUCAUCAAGAUCGUUGCCUUUGUUUUUCGGCCUGACAGUGUUACUGGUGGAAAUACUCUCCUUCAGAGCGACCCCAUAACUCUACAAGUCAAAAGAGCGGAUUCUUAUGAGCAGGACAAAGUCAUCACUGUCACUUUGAAGUUGCUCAAGCUUGUGUAUCUGGCUCUUCCUCUGUUGAUUCUUUUUUGUAUCCUGAAAAAAGACAAGCCUCCUGUCUUGUAUGGUGAUGCUGAUUUUGAGUCAGAUCAUGAUGUCUCAUCAGUGGAAACAAUUAUUGAUGUGAUCCCUGAGAAAACCAGAAGAAUGGGCUGAAGGUUGGGGUGGGGGGUGGGGUGUCUGCACCUCCACUGAAAAAUCCAUGAGAUUUGGGUCUAGAAUCUAUAUGGUUUCAUCUAGACUUUGUAUUGAUUUACUAUCAUCUUAUCGUCUCUUCCACUGAAACCGACAGACUACCUGCAUCAAUUUAUUAUUCAGUCAUUUUUAAGAUAAUGUAAACAUAGCAUAAGCUAAUGUGUUAGCACGAUUGAUCUACAGUGGACACAUGGAUGACUGUGGUGUCAACAAAAAGGUUUACUUCAGGCUGGGAAGCAUGUGAUCUCUAUUAUGAGGCCCUCUUUCUGUCUAGAUUAAGUUAAGAUUAGUAUUGUAAAUUCAACAAAGGAAACCACAAACAUGUUCUCUAGUUAUUAGUAGUGUAGUUUUAUUAUUAAACCGUAGGUGGCACCAGCCUUUCUGUGACUUCAUGUGAGUGCAGAUGUGAAAGAAGAAUUCCUAAAGUAUUAGCUACAAUUUUUGUAUUUCAUUUUUUUUUUUUUUGGGGCUUUUGUUCUUUACAGAUAAUGUGACAAUUAAAACUUCACAAAGGGAUUAUGUUAGUUGGUUUAUUUCAAAAGGCAAAAUGUCAAUAAAUGUAAAAUCGUCCAGUGUUAGUUGAGAAGGGUAAACUUCAUCUGGUAUCCCCAGCCAGAAUUUAUAAAGAACCCUAGGAACUGAUGUGAACUCUUUCAGUGAAACUAUAUAGCCUAUGAGAAGAUUUUAUUCCAAAUCAAGGCUUAAAGUGAAACAUUAGUGCAUUAACAUGCACUGUUACGUUAUUUGUAUUAGUUUUUGUUUGUUUUGUGUUCUUUGCUAUCAGUGCAGACUACAUAAUAUAAAAUUUUAUAUAUUUACUAACAUCAUUUUUAAGAGACAGUGUCAAUAAGCCACACUUACUAUGUCAAAUGUUUUGAAGCUUUUUGGGGUAUUGAAUUUAUUUGGAUGUUUUGGAUCGAAAGCAAAAAUUCACAUUUUAAAGCAGUAAAACAACAUUUACACAAUACUCUUAAUCUAAGCUAAGCAUUCAGAACAGUUGUGACAAUUAAGGAAAUGGACAUGAACUGCAUAAAGAAAUCUUGCCGUUCUCAUGUGUCUCAGGCCUUUAGGCUUGGUCUUUUUGAGCUCUGAGUACAUUUGGGAUAUUAUGUAAUAUUCUGUUUGGGAUACUGAACAACACUUUACUUAACAGUAGAAAUGUACUGUACAGGGUUCCUAUUAAAUUAGAGUUUCUAAGACCUGUCAAUGUGUAAAAGUAUGAUGGAAAGCCAGUGGGGACAAUAGGGCUUAGAAUAAUCUCCCAAGGAGAGAUACCAAAAAAUUUUAAAACUCGCAUUACUGCCUGCAGCAGGCAAGAGAAAGUAUUCAAGACUUUGAAAUAUGACUUUGAAAUCAAAGACUUCUUAAUACUUUAUAAGGUCUUUUUUUUUUUUUUUUGACCUGCAG